Messenger RNA from Dibothriocephalus latus, 699 nucleotides. NCBI's taxonomy places the organism in Eukaryota, Metazoa, Platyhelminthes, Cestoda, Diphyllobothriidea, Diphyllobothriidae. The record is from the annotation of a GenBank genome assembly.
AUGAUGCGCAUCAGUUUGUACCUUUUGUGUCUUGUACAUAUCACUUUGUCCGUGGACAUUCAACGUGGACCGGAAAAUCCAUAUGCCGAAACUUCAAAGUGUGAGCUUAUUCGCAUACCGGCAUGCCAGGGACUUCCGUACAACCACACCAUUUUGCCGAAUACCUUCGGACAUACUUCACAGGAGGAGGCUGGACAGGACGUAACCCAGUACAAUUCGCUGUGGCCUGCCAAUAUGCAAUGCGACCUCUUCCCCGAAGACGGCCUGUGCAUUUCGGAAGACAAGCCAGAAACAAAGCCAGUUACUGAAAGUGCACUAGAAUGUCCAGUUGAAAUGAAGGUUCCAACAAGCUUUGAAUUUCGCAUUCGACUGAGUAACAACCUAAUAAUACCAAAUUGUGGCAUGCCAUGCAAACGACACCUUUUCAACGAUCCAUCUUGGACUAAGUUCUCGCGCCUGUGGAUUGGAUUAUGGAGUGGAUUAUGCGCAGCAUCAACCCUUUUCACUGUUUUGACAUUCCUCAUCGAUAUGAACCGAUUCCAGUACCCCGAACGGCCGAUAAUUUUCCUGUCGUUCUGUUACCUCGUGGUUGCCGUCACAUACAUAACCGGGCUUUCAUUUGGCGACAAGCCCCUUAUAAUUCUUAUCCACUUCUCGCCCAGGGAACUUCACGCCUUUUUCGAAAUGAUGUUAGUUUAA